Drosophila serrata is the source of this 1997-nucleotide messenger RNA. It is a transcript of the gene Septin1, whose product is annotated as Septin 1. Lineage: Eukaryota; Metazoa; Arthropoda; Insecta; Diptera; Drosophilidae. Gene Ontology annotation, molecular function: GTP binding. The record is from RefSeq and is a predicted model, not a curated record.
CACUGCACUGCUAUUUUGUUCGUCAUUUUUCGAAGUUUUGUUCUGUGUUUUUUAUUUUAAAAUGGCCGAUACAAAGGGCUUUUCCAGCAUCGAGACGCCCGGCUACGUGGGCUUUGCCAAUUUGCCCAACCAGGUGCAUCGCAAGUCCGUGAAGAAGGGCUUCGAAUUCACACUGAUGGUGGUGGGCGAGUCUGGUUUGGGCAAGUCCACGCUGGUCAACAGUCUCUUUCUCACCGAUCUCUAUCCCGAACGAAUCAUUCCGGAUGCCAUAGAAAAACAGAAGCAGACUGUGAAACUGGAGGCCUCAACGGUGGAGAUCGAGGAGCGGGGCGUCAAGUUGCGAUUAACGGUGGUGGACACACCCGGUUUCGGCGAUGCCAUCGAUAAUUCAAACAGCUUUAGUGCCAUACUCGAGUACAUCGAUGAGCAAUAUGAGCGCUUUCUGCGCGACGAGAGUGGCCUCAACAGACGCAACAUUGUUGACAAUCGGAUUCACUGCUGUUUCUACUUUAUAUCGCCCUUUGGCCAUGGUCUAAAACCCUUGGAUGUGGAGUUCAUGAAGAAGCUGCACUCCAAGGUUAACAUUGUGCCGGUCAUUGCCAAGGCCGAUUGCCUAACCAAAAAGGAGAUCCUUCGCCUCAAGUGCCGCAUCAUGCAGGAGAUCGAGAGCCAUGGCAUCAAGAUCUAUCCACUGCCCGACUGUGAUUCCGAUGAGGAUGAGGACUACAAGGAGCAGGUGAAGCAACUGAAGGAAGCUGUGCCUUUCGCCGUUUGCGGCGCCAACACUCUGCUUGAGGUCAAGGGCAAGAAGGUGCGUGGUCGCCUUUAUCCGUGGGGCGUGGUCGAGGUGGAGAAUCCCGAUCACUGCGACUUUAUCAAACUGCGCACGAUGCUGAUCACCCACAUGCAGGACCUGCAAGAAGUGACGCAGGAGGUGCACUAUGAGAACUAUCGCAGCGAUCGCCUGGCCAAGGGCAUCAAGGGCAAGGAGAAUGGUGUUAAGCAGGAACGCGAUAGCGGCGUACCUUCGCAGGUGCUGGGCGAAAAGGACCGCAUUUUACAGGAGAAGGAGGCGGAGCUGCGCCGAAUGCAGGAAAUGCUGGCCCAAAUGCAGGCGCGCAUGCAGGCCCAGCAGUGAACAGUGGGUCAGUGGGUGGCGGCAGCAGGCGGAGGCGGCAAUCGAUAGUUAUAUACACACAAAAAUGAAAAAAUCGUAUAUUUAGAUAUAUACACGCAUAUAUACAUAUAUAUUUUGUACGCAGAUUUAUUAGGUUGCGAUCGCGCUUUAAUUCAACUCUCAAUUUUGUGAAAACGACGGGCGCUAAGUAUUCUCUGUAUUAAUUUCGCAUUCUCCAUAUAUACACUCAAUUAUAUAUAUAUUCGUAGGAUUUAGAAAUAUACACAAAAACACACUCACACAACAUAACGUAACACGUAACACCUGCCGCGUAUGCAAAAUGUGUCGGCAAUGCAAUUGCUUCAUCAAAACACUCGAACGUCAACGCGAAAGCGAACUCGAACUCGGACCCUCACUUCAUAUCAAUCCUAAAAGCGAAACACGAUAACUACUGUAUUCCUACUAUUGUAUUUAGACGCGAUUGGCAAUGGAUUAAUCCAUUCUUAUUUAGGUUAAGCGAAUCCAAGCCGAUUUAUAUAUAUAUACCUAUUAUAUUGUAUGUUGAUUCCUUUCUUUGUCUGUUUACCUUACCUACUACUAUCGUCUCUGUAUUUAGGUUACUUUUAACUCGAUAUGUAUUUCAUGAUCCAAUCCAAUCAAUCCCAUUCAAAUCUGAAUCCAAAUCCUGGCCACAACUCCUAAGGCACACGUUCUGAUACCGUGUGUUUGCUUCAGAGUUUUGGAUUCGGAUUGGGGGAGGAACGGAUUGAACAAAGCAAACAACAAAAACAAAACCAAAAUGUGAAAUCUCUAUUUUAUUAUGUAAAUGAAACAUUUUUUAUCCCCAAUAUAAUCCUUUAUGAAUACAUAUAAACAUGUA